Molecule: messenger RNA, 530 nt
Organism: Caenorhabditis angaria
Lineage: Eukaryota; Metazoa; Nematoda; Chromadorea; Rhabditida; Rhabditidae
Source: the annotation of a GenBank genome assembly
AUGGACAUUAUUUGCAAAGAAAAAGAGAAGGUGAGACACAUUUUUUUCUUUCUCAAAAUAGAAAAAAACAAAAAAAAAAUAAUUGCGCAGAAACGAGACACUUUUUCGUCUUUUUAGUAUUUUUCCAGAUUUUUUUCUAAAUAGUGACCAAAUAUUUCUCCUUUGGGAAUUUUCUAUGUGUUUAUUUGGCCAUUUUGUUUCAUAUGUUUUGGAAAAAAAGUUUUUUUUGAAAACGUUUGAGAAAUUUUAAAAAUAUUUAUUUUCGGCUGAAAAUCAUCGCCAAGUUGAGUUACAAACUUUUUUUACAGGAAAAAUCGGAUGAAACUGUAGAAAGAAUAGCUGAAGCACAAGAUAAAAAAUUAGAAGAAGAAGAAGAAGAAGAGAAAAGGUUAGAAAUGUAUGGAAAUGGAAAUCAUUUGCCUUAUUAUCAUUAUAAUGGAAAUAGUCAUAGGAAUAUUUAUAAUUUGCCGUAUGAAAGAGUGAGUUUUUUGGAGGGAAAACUGAAAUUAUUUUUGGGUAGAAGAGAAUAA